Messenger RNA from Acanthamoeba castellanii str. Neff, 1020 nucleotides. RefSeq lists its product as uncharacterized. The record is from RefSeq and is a predicted model, not a curated record. The transcript has 6 exons. NCBI's taxonomy places the organism in Eukaryota, Discosea, Longamoebia, Acanthamoebidae. The coding region runs from base 1 to 1020 and encodes 339 amino acids.
AUGGAGUUGGAAAUCAGAGAUUUGCUUGGCUACCAUAAACGGGCCGUUUACGCGCUCCUUCUACUAUUCGCUUUCCUCUACGCGGAGGGUGUCCUGUUGGGUGCCGUCACCGAUCUCGACGUGUGCGCAUCCGAUCGCUUCACAAUUCGAUCUCAGCAGGCGACGCUGUGGCACACCCACCGCUCCCUCUCGUCUCUCGUCUUCACCACUUCUGUGUGGGCUCUUCUCAUCUUCCUCGCCGUUCUCGUGACGUGGGGAGAGAGCAAAACGAACAGCUCCGAUUUCUACAUGCCUCAGAUCCAAUGGAACUGGAACACGUUCUUUGGUGCCGCCUUCCUGCUGUUGUGGUACGGAAGCACGUAUGCGAUGAUCACAGUGCUCAAGGUCGUCUUGGGCGACACUUCUUGUGGGGGUGAGAAGAGCAACAGUGUGUCCGGCCACUUCAGCUUCUUCUUCUUCUACGGCGUGAGUAUGCCCUACCUGGCCCUUACUCUCCUGCCCUACGACAACGCUCGCCUGGCCUUCCGCAGCAUCCUCAGCCCGAAGUCGACCUUCCACUUCAAGCUGGCGCUCCUCUCGCUGUGCUACGCCGUCUUCCUCUUCGGUGGACUCUACACUCUGACGCAGACCUGGAGCUGGGGCUAUCACUCGAUGCGACAGAUCAUCUACGGCGUCGCCUUCGGUCUGGCCAGCCACCUUGUCCUGCGCAAGAUCUUCAAGCAGGCGGCCUCGUCUUCGUCGGCUCGCACCCUCGCCGUGCCGACCCGCCUUCCGGCCAACGCGGACGAGUUCCAGGUCCUCGUGGAGGACUUCUUCCCCCUCUCCUACCUCGCCAUCUUCAAUGCCGUGUCGGUGUUCCUCGUCAUCCUGUUCACCUUGAGCUUCCCCUUCAACAUCUACGAGACCAUCGGCUUCUUCGUCCUCUGGCCCUCCAUCACCUACGCCUUCCAUCUCACGUUACGCUUCCUCUACUCGUUCCAGCUUCCUCCACGGCCACUUCAAUUCUCACAGCACCGUUGA